AUGACUAUCAGUUUCAUUUCAAGUAGCCAGUGUUUUCAAAGCAGAAGUCGCAAGUUUUUCCUGCAGACUUUCAAGAGACGUUUCAAAUUGCUUUUAAGCGCUCCAGGGAAACCUGGGGUGUCUCUUGAAAUCCUGUCGGCUCUUGAGCUUUGCCAUCGCACCUUAAACGGCGACAAAGCUGGGAAGUCGCAGCCGCGAAAGGUUAGUGGAUCCGAGCUUCCAACUCGGACGGAGAAGGAGUCAGGGGCGCAAGCACGCGACGGGGAGGCUCGAGGCGACGCACGCAGAAGCUUUAUCGCCUGUUGGGUGGUCGAGCACCGGGCUGUUCUCAUUCGCUCACAGCCCAGCGUCAAGGCCGAGAAGCUCGGCAUUGUCUGCAAGGGGCACGUCUUAAAAGGCUACGAAAUGGAAGGCUGGGUGAAGCUAACCCGGGAGUCCAGCAUUCAGGCAGGCGUGGCGGAGGGCAAGGUCGCCUGGGUGCUCAUAGAUGGACAGGAGGUUGGCCUGGGCCUGUUGCUUCGGCCUCUGAAGCCGGGCGAGAAGCCAAGGAGCGACAAAGAUUCCAGAGAGGAGUCAGAUGACGAAAAGUAUGGAGUUGCCUGGAGAUCCGAGGACAUCUACACAGGGGCGCUGGAGUUCGAAGUCCUUUUCAAGUCGGUAUCUGUCCGGAGGAGACCAAGAGUCACUUCCAAGUCCUUGGGGAUCGUCACGGAGGGCAAUCGCGUUUGGGGCUACGCCAAAGACAACUGGCUUCAAACUAACCGGAAGUACAGGCAGAAGGAGCAAGGCUGGAUUCGCAUUGAUGGAACUGAUCUGGGCCAUGGGCAGCUUCUGCAGUGCACCAUGAUGAAGCCCGCCACCUUGAAGUGCUUUGCAGAGGCACUGCUGAUAAAUUGGCAGCCACUCCCGGUGAAGUCGGUGGUGUACACCCUGGAAUGGAUGGCACAGGAUAAAAAGAAAAUCAACGUGGCCGUGGAUAAGACGCGCCUUUGCGCUGGCAAGAUCGGUGCUUUGGCGGCAGAUUCAACUUUCUACGUGAGGGUGACCGCGCACAUCUUGAUCCCUGGCGUAGAUGCGAACAAUCCGAGGAGUGUUUGCGCAAAGGUGAGCAGCGACUGGGUGGAGGCGCAGACAGGAUCGGCCGUUGACGAAACGGAGGAAGCUGCAAUGACAUUUGAUCCGCUGGCAAAGAUUCGUGGAAAAUGCGGCGACUGCCAGCACUGUGCCAACUUCAUUCUGUCCAAGUACUCCUAUCUCAUGCGCUUGGACGAGGUACUUUGUCGUCGCUGCGGAUGCGCCUGUACGAGCCAUGAGAUCGUCGGAGAGUACGGGAAGUCGCGGGCGCAGUGGGCCAAAGACAACGAACGCAGGCAGCGAGAAGGCCAGCGCCGCCAGCAACAGUUCUCAAAGCCAAAGCCGAUUAUGCCAGCGGAGCUGCCCUGCGUUCCUUGGCAGCCUGAUGAUGCGCCAGUUGGCAAGAGCAAGGCACGGUAUGUCAUCGAGCAGGUGAAAAAAGCGCGAAACUUGUACGAGACCUUGGGCGUACGCCCAUCGGCGGCGGCGAAGGAUAUUCGCAAUGCUUACCGUCAAAUCGCACUGCGUAUCCAUCCAGACAAGGUCACAUCGGGUGGCAAAGAAGAAGAAGACCUGGUUGCACAGGCGGAGGCUGCCUUCAAGCUGGUGUCCUCAGCCUAUGAAGUUCUUGGUGACGAAGGCAAGAGAUCUUCGUACAACCACACGGCCAAGGCCAGUGGAAAGGCUGCAGCGGCGUCUCCAAAGCCAUCAGGGCCAAGGACCACAGCUCCUGCAUCCCAGAGAGAGCAUUGGCCAGGAGGCGGCGCGGGAACGUCUAAAGCAGAGGUGGUUCUCACUGUGUCGCAUGCAGUCCAUGGUGAAGAGAUUCGCAUGUCGAUGAAUCGUGGGACGAGUGUCAUGGGCCUGAAGCGGGCCCUCUGCAAGAAAGUCAAGCGGGGACCGCCGGAGUGCAUCGACAUCUGCGACAGUAGCGGAUGCAUCCUCGGAGAUGAUCAUCGCUUUGCCGAUAAUCAGGAGCUCCACUGCAUUGGCAUCUCCCUUGGCCCACCCAAGACGAUCACGGUGGAGGUGAAGGACCAUCGGUCAGGAGCCAGGAUGCAGGUGGAGGUGCUGGACACUUCGAGCAUGGAGACAGUCAGAAAGAAGGUCGCCAGAGAGCUGAAGGUCAAGGAGAAGGAGCUGCAGAUUGGGCAGCAAAAGAGUGCGGGCAAGUACUCUGCUCGUCGCUUCGAAGCUUUACCAAGCGAGGAGCUGCUCAAUGGCAGGAGAAUGCUCUACAUCCACGGAAACGGAGUUCUGAUUUACCUCAGCUUGGAGCAGGGCUUGCAGCUGCAGCGGGAGCUGAUCGUUGCAUAUGGCGAGGCGAUCUUUCAGAAGAAGCUGGAGGCACUUUUGUCCGAGUACCCAAUGCCGGAGUCGAUCACCCAGAUGAAAUUCCGGGAGGCCUUCGGAAAGCUGGUCCGCGACGCGCAGAAGGCCACCCUGGCAAGGUGGGGCUUCGAGGGUGAUUUUGCGGCGCAGAACAUGAUGACGGCAUUUGGCAAGGUGGCGCAUACCCCAGAAGUGUAUGAGCUCAGCUUGGAGAUCGACAAGCUCCUGCGGAUCACAUCAGGAGGGAUGAUCGCAGCCCCCGUGAAGCCCAAGAAGGAUGCUCAGGCAAAGGCCACGGCUUCGGCAUCUGACUCGAAGGAGAAGUCGGAGAAGCCGAAGAAUUCGAAGGUGCCAAGCAGGAGUGGUCCCAAACCGCCAGUCGUCAUAACGGUACGGCAGGCGGUCGAAGAGGACAACGAGCCUCCGGCGCCACCUUUGAAGGUCGCCGUCCCUGCAGAUGCCACGAUGCGCCGCCUCAAGCAGGCUAUUGCUGAGAAGCUGGGCCUGAAACGCACGGCCUCUCUAAAGCUGGUAUUUCAUCUGGACUCUCGGUUACGAAAAACGAACAUGCCUGAGAGUGGCAUGACCUUUGCGUCCUUCAAAGAUGACGAACUUAUCGGCUCGCGCCGAGAAGUCCUUCUGUUGGGAGCGGACCUCCGUGAUGUGGCAGAGGUUCGGGUGGAGCUGAGCGGUGUACCGCAGCUCCCUGACGGAACGGUGGUCGUCUACGUUUCGCAGUCCGCCACCUUGCGGGAGGUCAAAGAAGCAGCGGCACGCAAGCUGUUGGGCAAGGAGGCUGAAGAGCCGACCGCCGCCCGAAUCGCGGAGGUGACGUCAGCUGGGAUGAUGGCAGGAACCAUCGGAGACUCCAUAGCCUUGGACCUGCUGCAGAACGAUCUGCUUCUGAAGGGCCGGCAGAGGAUCCACUGGCUCAGCGCUGCGUUGGCCCAGGAGCUGGUCCCGAAGGCCUCCGAAAUCACAAUCUUGGAGCAGGCUGAGCAGCAGGGAUGCGAGGAGCAUGAAGUUCUCGCAGAGAAUGCGGAGUUCACCGAGGAUGUGGAGGAUGCAGAGCCAGAAGAAGCAGAAGAUGCAGUGGAAGAGCCAUUGCUUUCAGAACCAGCUGAAGAUGAUCCCCAAGAUGACCAGCAGGCCGCGCUCCCACAGAUGGAGGAGGGAAUAGCUGGUGCAGACUUCAGAGAUGAGGCGCUUCCUGCAGCUCCAAGCGACAGCGAGAACCUUGGAAGCCUGGGAGACGGCAGCGGUGACCAUCUCACCGUCGCGGAUGAGAGCCUCGAUAACGAGCUUUCGGAGGCGAAGGCUCUGGAACACGUGGAACCUGUCCCUUUUGUGCAAAGCAUAGACGAGAUGGAGGAGGAGGAGGAAGAGCUGGAGCAGGAAGAGGUUCUGGAGAUCACCAGCCGGGAUGUUCCGCAAGAUGGGGCAGCCACAGCGGAGCCACGUCGCAUCCUUGCCAUCGUGCCCGAUCGCUGCAGCGAUUGGCAGGUGGGAAUGCUCAGCAAGUUGCUUGACAUGGUCGGUGGCCGGGUCGAGCGUGAAUCAUCGUCGCGAGAUCUAACAGGCGGAGAUGAUGCGUUGACGACUCCUCGAGUUCUGAAGCUGCUUGCACAUGAGGAGACGGAUCCACAGCCUGAGUCGAAGGAGGGCAUCGAAACCCGCUCCGUUCGGAUUCAAUCCCUGCUCUCCGAAGGCCCGGGUGGAAGCAUGACUCUCGAAAUUCCGCUGGAAGCCAGUGUCGGAGAAGCUCGACAGCUGGUGACCACUCGCUGUGGCGGCGGAGCAGUGGGAGCUCACAUCCGCAUGGUCCGGCGCUUCACCAAGACCUUGUUCCUACCACUGAAAGAUGAAGAGCUGGUCAGUGAUAUACUUGGAGAGGAUGAGGAGCUACUCUUGUUGGGGGUAGACCUCGCUGGUGUGGAGACUGAGGAGUCGAGGUCGAAAGAAGUGGCGGAAGGGGAAGGCCCGCAAGGGACCGAGCAGCGCAAAGAAGACAAAGAUGAAGCAGCGAGGUUUUUGAUCGCGGCGAUGGAGCUGAUGGAGGAUGCAGACGUACAGGAACACUUGAUGGGCCUGCCCAUGAGCUGUUCAACUGUGUUGGCUGAAUGGGAACCGCCCUGGCUUCAAGAUGGUGUUGAUGACUUGGACGCGGCAGCCCUCAGCAACUUUCCUCCAGAUACUGUCCUGGCUUGGGCGCAAAGCUUCUCGGACCUCAUCGAUACCAUGGCACGUAGGCUGCACUCAGACGAAGGCGAUGAAGUUGAAGAGGUUGAAGAUGUUGAAGACCUUGAUGAGGAGGUUCAAGAAGUUGAAGAGGUUGAAGAAGUGAAAGACAUUGAAGUUGAAGAAGUAGAGGAGGUUGCAGAAGUUGCAGAGGUUCAGGAAGUGGAAGUGCUUGAGGAAGCAAGAGAUAUGGAAAAAGCCGCGGUGCCGGAGGAUAUCCCGAAGGAGGAAUCAACAGAGCCUUCGCACACUGAAGCUCCGGAGCCGGAUGGUAACUUCAAGGAUACCAUCCAAAAGGUUUCGGAGGACAUCGCAGAGGCGAUGCCUGUUGAGCCGGAAAUGGAACCCGAGCAAGAGCCCGACGAGGACGAAGAAAUCGUCCUGGUUGUUGUCGAGUUGGAGCAUGCCACCACAGCGGAGCGGGUGGCCGUUGCCGUUCCGUCAUCCUGCAAGCUAGGAGAGGUCAAGCUGGCACUGGCCUCCACCUUGGGACUGCAACGAGCCGACAGCCUGCAGAUUACAUCGCCGGAGGGCGCCGUGACGUACCCUGAUCACGAGACUUUGGGAAGCAGGCGACGGCUCACUUUCCGAGGUCCAGAGGGAGAAGAAGAUGAUGAUGACGAAGUGAUCGACGUCAUCGACUAA
Messenger RNA from Symbiodinium sp. CCMP2456, 5289 nucleotides. Lineage: Eukaryota; Dinophyceae; Suessiales; Symbiodiniaceae. The record is from the annotation of a GenBank genome assembly.